UCUACUAGUCAAGGUUAUCUGUUUGAAAUACCAAUGCAUGAUGAGUUCUUAACACUUACUGGAGACGAGAUGUUGGUGUUAUUCUGUUUUCUGUGUUCUGACUCCGGUCCUCCUGACUUCAAUGACACAGAGUGGCUGGAUCUGCUCAAUGGUAUACGACGGGAUGCUUGCGAUAAAGAAAAUCUUGUAAACAUGGUUACACCCAAGGAAGCACAGCAGACUCUGGACAGACUGAAGUCACGUGAUUUUCUUUGGGAAGAUCAGGACAAAAUAACGGAGGAAACAAAAGAUUGUAUAAUGUUUACCAUAGCACAAACAUGGCCUGCUAUUCCAUUCAUUUACAGUAGUUAUAACACAGCCAGUGUGUAUCUGAGAUCAAUGUUGUAUAGAAGAAGACCUGGAGAAAAGUGUAUCUGUGGUGUUCCUUAUAAUAAAUUACUGAUACUUCGUUUACAGAUGAAUAUACUGACUCAUGCCACCAUGAAGGACUCGUUGAUCACUUUUAAAGUGUCUCAUAUCUUGAGGAUCCCAAUAGAAAUUGUAGGUGGAAAUGAAAUAAAAAAGAAGGGGUAUUUAGAGACUUUGAAGCAGAAAGGUGAGGGUAUACUUUACAAAGGAAGAUCAUCGGACAGAGAAGAUCACGUGACAUGGCUCUGGAGAUACGACGAAGACGCGAGACCAGACAUUGUGAGAUCCUGUAUAGGCCUCCAUCCACACUGGGAUAUCUACGUUAUAGAUAACAAGGCUUACAGAAAACCAAAUAAGUAUCACCAAUACAAGCCUGCUGUGAGAUGUCUACUGUACUGUGUUCUAUUGGUGGAUCAGUAUACGUUUGAUGUCAAUCACAAGUCCCACAAAGAAGUGUUAAACAAACUCAGGGAAAGAUAUUUCACAGACAUACCAUUAUAUGAUAAAAUCAACGUAUCAAAGAUACCUGACGGAAUAAUUUAUAAGCGGGACGGUGGCGUUACAUUUAUAUCAGAAAACAUUCGACAUGACGUCAUGUACGCCUUUGUUACGGAGUGUCUGGUGGAGGACAGCGAUCUGGAGUUUUUCCUGACCACGGCGUCACGUGACGUGGUAUCAGAAUACUGCAGAUCCUGGGGUUAUGAGAGUAGUGAGGGAGAGAGGUGUGUGUAUGUUCCGGAGGAGCCAGAGAAGAUGUACGACCUCUUUAUAGACAAACUACAGUUGGACAUCAUCAUCCUCCCUACCAUGAAUGAUAAGAGUAUAUAUCAUAAGAUAAUUUAUCGCUUAAAAAUAACAGAAGAGGUACUGGGAUGGGACAUAGAUGCCAGAAAAAGAUAUAUCGAACUAUCCAAGAAAGGAAGAAAAUCCAUGUACAGAGCCAGGGGAAUGAUAGUGGGCUGUGCUGGCGCAGGAAAAACAACUCUUCUUAGACAGCUUCAAAGAAAACAAACACACGAUUGUCAUAGUUCAACUGAGACGACUGUUGGUCUUGAAAUCCACGAAGAUCUCUUUGAAAUAAAAGAUGGCACAUUGAUAGAUACCAAAAAGGAUGAAUUUGAUUUCAUUAAAAGUCAAGGCAAACAGAUUAUAAGCAUGACGGACUUCGCCGGUCAAGUAGCGUAUUACGCCUGUCAUCAGAUUUACCUCUCAAGAAGAGCUUUUUAUCUGGUUGUUAUGGACAUGUCUAAGAGACUGGAUGAAGUAGUUCACACACAAGACACUGAUCGACACAACCCAAUAGGAUCUUUAUUUCAUGGCUGGACAUACAAAGAUUACUUCCUUUUCUGGCUACGGUCAAUAAAAACGUAUUGCGGGGAUGGAAACAGACUGAAAACAAAGGCCAACCCAAUUAUUGUUAUUGCAUCUCACCUUGACUGUAUACAGUUCGAGAAAGUAGAAACACACAAUGCUCAAAUUGAAGAUUUUACCUUCUAUGACAAAUUGGAGGAGUGUUUACCAGGACAACACUUACUAAAAGAUAACAUUUCGAAGGAACGUUACUUUGAAAUUCAAUGUCCACCGAAAAAAUUAAAUGAAGACCAGCUGGAGGUAAUUGAAAAUGUCAGGAAAUGUAUUGUUAAGACUGCAAGCCGCCUUGCCCACUGGGGUGAACAAAUUCCAGUUAAUUGGACCAUAUUUGAAGAUUUUGUACAGAAAAACAAAGAAAAAAGAAUUUUGAGUAGAAGUGAACUACAGAACAUAUCUGAAUUAGAUUCCUUACGUGAAAUUGAGAAGGAGGAUAUGCUUAGAUAUUUUAAAGAGAUAGGACUAAUAAUAUACUUUGCUGAAAAGAAUCUAAAAGAAAGUAUCAUAGUAGAUGUCCAGUGGUUUGUAGAUGCCUUUAAAAAUAUAAUAACAGAUCCUACUCAUGCUCGUUCAUUUUGCAAAAGUGUUGAAGAAUGGAAGACUUUUAUGAGCACUGGGAAAAUUACUGAUUCAACACUUGCUGAGUUAUUGAGUGAGCAAAGCUCUUUGUAUGUAUUUCAUAAAAGUAUCAUUAUACAGUAUAUGGAAAAGCUUGGCAUACUGGCCACAAUACAGACACAGGAAGGGAAGAUGAACGACCCACUACUAGUAGAGCAUGUGUACUACAUUCCUAGUAUUAAUAGGACUGAAUUUUCAAUUGAACAUAGAAAGGUUAUGGACAACGUCAACAAAACCCCUGUUUUGGUUUUUUCUUUCAAAACUUUCAUCCCACACUUCUUUUUCUUUAGACUUGUAGCUUUGUGCUUCUCUGUGUGGGAACCCUUACGUGAUGACCUACUCUGUAAAAAUGUUGCUUUUUACAAAAGCAAAGGUGGUCACCAAAGAAUUGCUAUUGCGGUUAACAAGUCCUCCAUUCAGUUGCAAGUAUUUACUCCAGAUGAUACAAUCCAGCUAAGAAGUGAAAAAACCAAAGAAAUCAGAGUUCACAUAGAAAAUAUGAUUAAAGACAUAACCACCACAUUCCAUCACCAAGUCUUGUAUAAAGUCGGAUACCCAUGUAGAGAUAUAACCAUCACAGAUGAGGAUGAGUACUGUUUCUUAAGCGAAAGAACAGUAGCAGAGCUGGAAACCAAUGAAAUAAUUUGUCCAAACUAUAUACCUCCAACAAAGCAUGAGAGACAUAAAAUAGUUCGUGAUGAAUUGUUGUAUUAUUGGUACACGGAUCCAGAAAAGAAUAUCAAGAAUUAGCACACGCAACAGUGACGUAACAGAUUUUGAAUUGAAAUUUAAGGACUUGGAAAGUUCAGGCAAACCCUGAGCAUUCUGCGCAGCAAUUAUUAUUUUUCCAUAACUGUUACUGUCUAAUUUAAAUUUCUGUACAUACAUGUAUUCAUUUCCUAUAGUCAAGAAAAACUGGAAAACCUUAACAUAGUCUGAUCUGAUCCUUCGUUGCCUUGUCUUUGAUGAAGAUACAAGGUUGAUAUUGCAGUAAUAAUGGAGUUUAUGUAUUGUUCAAAGAAUAUAUAUUUCAGUUUUUUAUGAACAUAUCUUUUAUAUUUGACCUUUGUUAUCAGCACAAUGUGCGUUUUAUCCCGAUAUUUUCUACGCUUCUUCAACAAGUAAAGAGAAUGUUAAUUAAAUGAAUUCUGUUUUCAGAAACGUUAUUUGCUUUUAUUUGCAAUAGUUUAAAAUCAGUCAAAAAAUUUAUCUCCUUGAAAUGUUUUACCGGGAAUUAUGUGAUAAAACAGCUAUUUUUAAUGACAGUUUAAAGAACUCAAUAUGCCACAAAACAAAAUAUACAAAGUUAAAAUGAUAAACUUUUAAUGUUUCCAUUAGCUUUUAAUUAAUAAACUUUUAAUGUUUAAUGUAAGCUUUUAGCUACUGAUUUAGCACAUUUUAUGUAUUAAUAUGUAUAACGUACAGUUAAUAUAUUAUAAAAUCAAAGUCUCCUCGAAGUAUUUAAGUCGUAAAUUGUGAAUGGGUAAAUCCAGUUUUUUUAAUUUAUUGAUAAUAGGAUAUACGUUGAAUAUUUCAGCUGGCAAAAUUAAUUGUGUGUAUUUAGGUCUAAUAGAUUGUUUUAAUAUACAUUUCAAUAGCUAUAUCAGAGCUCUUUACUUCACAUUUAAUAUGUAAGACUAAGGAUUUUUGUUCAAUUUUUUAUCAUCUCAUCUUUUUAAACCAUGUAAAUUUUUUUGUUGCAAUUUGAUUUCGAAUAUAAAGCUCCACAUCAACGUUUAUUGUGUUGACUUUAAAAAGGUUAUCAUGUAAUCAUA
Messenger RNA from Saccostrea cuccullata (small rock oyster), 4169 nucleotides. RefSeq lists its product as uncharacterized. The record is from RefSeq and is a predicted model, not a curated record. The coding region runs from base 34 to 3144 and encodes 1036 amino acids. The transcript is spliced from 9 exons. NCBI's taxonomy places the organism in Eukaryota, Metazoa, Mollusca, Bivalvia, Ostreida, Ostreidae.